This is a messenger RNA of Cydia strobilella, 1278 nucleotides long. RefSeq names its product 23 kDa integral membrane protein-like. The transcript has 5 exons. The coding region runs from base 167 to 916 and encodes 249 amino acids. The record is from RefSeq and is a predicted model, not a curated record. NCBI's taxonomy places the organism in Eukaryota, Metazoa, Arthropoda, Insecta, Lepidoptera, Tortricidae. Gene Ontology annotation, cellular component: plasma membrane.
AGUAACGGAGCGGCACUUUAUUCCAACGCCACUGGCUGGAUACACAGAAUUCGCCGCGUCUCCGCCGAGUGAACGCGUCCGUGAAAAAUAAAAAAUAAACUUUUAAAUUUGGAACUGUCAGUUUUGUCGCGCUUGUUUUGAAUUCGGUUGUGUGUUGUUUUCCAAAAUGGAGGGUUGCGGCAGUAGAUGUAUAAAAUAUUUGCUGAUCGUCUUCAAUGGAUUGUUUAUGAUCUUCGGUAUCGUCAUAAUAGCGACAGCAUGCGUGGACAUGGGGAUGAUCCAGGGCUUCGCUGACAUGCAAAGUGGACACGAAACGGACGCCGUACUUAUAGCAGUCGGCGUUCUCAUCAUUAUAGUGGCUGCAUUUGGGUGCUUCGGCGCGUGGAAAGAGAGCCCUAAGCUUCUGUAUAUUUUCGUCGGUUUACUGAUCAUCAUCAUCCUCCUGGAGCUGUCCGUGGGUAUCGCGGCGGCAGCGCUGCGCCCCCAGAUCGAGGAGUCCAUGAAGGCCAACCUGCGCAAGUCCUUCAUUAACAACAAGUCGCUGCGCGAAGAGGAUAACGAUUAUCGUGCCUUCUGGGACCGCAUUCAGUCUAACCUCCAAUGCUGCGGUAUCACCGGCCCCAAUGACUACCGCGCCAACGACCGCGGCCAGGCCGCCAUCAACCCCACCUACAGCUGCUGCCCUCCCGACAACUCCGACAAAUCUGCCGAGAUCAAGCGCUCCGAGUGCCUUAACGCGGGAUCGUAUUACGAGCAGGGGUGUGAGGACAAGGUGCUCAGUGCGAUCCAUAGUGCGGGAAUGACUGUUAUUGUCUGUGGGCUGCUCUUCUGCUUUUUGGAGGUUGCUGGUAUCGUCCUCGCCCUUUGGUUGGCGCACGCUAUUAAAACUCAAGGAAAGAGCCGAGACACGGCUUAAGUAUUUACUUGAAUUGUAUUGCAAGAAAUAGAAACAUCAGUAGGUACCUAUUCUUACGACCGACCUGAGUUGGUCGUGGCAGAAUCUUAAUUCGUUUGCUGCAAUUGUUUACUGAUUGAAAAAAAUGCAAGAUUAUUCUCCAUUUUUGGAAUCCAUUAAACAAUGUAUUCUAGCUCUCUUGAAAUCUCUCUUUAAUAUGUUGUCUCAAUUAUAUUUAAGCUAAGAGUAUAACGAUUUUUCAUUGGAUGGUUUAGUUAGACAUAGUAUUUAAAUAACGAGUAGCUAACUAGCUACUGUAAUUAUUGUUUUAAUAUUAAUAGAUUACCUAUUUAAUAGAAAAAAAUAUUGUCACUGCAUCGUUU